CCCUCCCCUUCCCUUCCCCUUCCCUUCCGAGCCGAGCCGAGCCGGGGAAGGCGCCGCCGCGACCCGUCCUGUGCCGCCCGCAGCAUGGUCUGGAAAACUCUGCCGCUGCUCUGUGCCCUGCUGGCCGCCGCCCGGCUGCGAGCGGAGGAGGAGCCGAGAAGCAAAUCUAAAAUCUGUGCCAAUGUCUUCUGCGGAGCCGGGCGGGAAUGUGCGGUGACGGAGAAGGGAGACCCGACCUGCCUCUGCAUUGAGCAAUGUAAACCUCACAAGAGGCCCGUGUGUGGUAGCAAUGGCAAGACAUACCUGAACCACUGUGAGCUGCACCGUGACGCCUGCCUCACUGGCUCCAAGAUCCAGGUGGAUUAUGAUGGACACUGUAAAGAGAAAAAGUCUGAGAAUCCAGCUGCAAGUCCAGUUGUCUGCUACCAGUCGGACAGGGAUGAGCUUCGUCGCCGCGUCAUCCAGUGGCUGGAAGCUGAGAUUAUCCCGGACGGAUGGUUUUCCAAGGGCAGCAACUACAGCGAAGUCCUGGACAAGUACUUCAAGAGCUUUGACGACGGCGAUUCCCGCCUGGACUCCAGCGAAUUCCUGAAGUUUGUGGAGCAGAAUGAGACUGCCGUCAACAUCACCACCUACAUGGACCAGGAGACCAACAAGCUGCUCAGGGGACUCUGCGUAGAUGCCCUCAUCGAGCUGUCAGAUGAAAACGCCGACUGGAAGCUCAGCUUCAAUGAAUUUCUCAAGUGCCUCAGCCCAUCCUUCAACCCACCAGAGAAAAAGUGUGCUCUGGAAGACGAAACUUACGAGGAUGGAGCAGAGACCCAGGUGGAGUGCAACCGCUGCGUCUGUGCCUGUGGGAACUGGGUGUGCACUGCAAUGACAUGUGAAGGGAAGAAUGAGAAGAUGCCUGCUGGGAGACAGCAACCUGAUCAAGACUUGACUGAGGAGGAGCUAGCUAGAUACGUUCAGGAGCUGCAGAAGCAUCAGGAGACGGCUGAGAAGACCAAGAGAAUGAGCACCAAGGAGAUGUGAGGGGCCUCCACACCGGAGGAGCCCAGGAGGAUGGGCCCAACCUGCUGCCCCGUCCUCCAGUGCUGAUCCCAGUAUGCACAAGUGUCUGCUACAGUUGCCCAGUCACAGAUAUUUACAUUGUAUAGCGAUGGGUUAUUUGUUUUGUAAUACAGAGAAUGGGGCCAGGAAAGGGGAGCAGAGCCCACCUGUUCAGGGAGCUUCCUUGCUGGGGCUUUGGAAGGCUGGGAGGCAAUUGCAGCAGCCCCUGGGACCCUUUCCCAGAGCAGGCAGCAGUUCCUCCCGGGAGCUAACAGGGAUUUCUCGUUCCCCUGGAUCUGGGGAAAGGACGGAGGUCAGUGCUGGAUAGAAAAGGGGAUCUUCAAUCGAUAAUGUUGUCAGCACCGGCCCUGGCUGCAGAAAUACAGGCCCGACAGUUCUGUGGCUGGGUAUGUGUGCUGCAGGGCAUCAUUAGCCAAGGACCUUGCCCUGCUUACCCUCCCCUUUGGUUCGAGCUCCUCAAAGCUGGUCAGCCUCGUGUGACACCUGGAAUUCAUGGUGCCAUGCAGCGGGUAUGAGUCCAGCACGUUCCUCCUUGCUUUCCACCGGACUGUCCCCAGCAGCUCCUCCAGUACAUUGUGGGCUCCAACACACGGUUCCUUGUGACCUCAUCUCACUCUUACUCUCCCUGCCCUCUCUUUUAAAGGUGCUAUCAUAUUUUUUUUUUCUUAUCACGUUCACAUGCUGACUCCCCCUUUUGUUUUGUUUCGUUUUUAUUACUUUAUUUCCUAUGGUAGUAAUGCAGCGUUUGUAUGUCUUGUAGCUCUAGAUCUUUCA
Molecule: messenger RNA, 1845 nt
Organism: Oxyura jamaicensis (ruddy duck)
Lineage: Eukaryota; Metazoa; Chordata; Aves; Anseriformes; Anatidae
Gene: FSTL1
Product: follistatin like 1
Exons: 11
Coding region: 85-1032 (315 amino acids)
Biological process (GO): multicellular organism development; cell differentiation; regulation of BMP signaling pathway
Molecular function (GO): calcium ion binding; protein binding
Source: RefSeq, a predicted model, not a curated record